Messenger RNA from Tremella mesenterica DSM 1558, 1233 nucleotides. RefSeq lists its product as uncharacterized. The record is from RefSeq and is a predicted model, not a curated record. The coding region runs from base 1 to 1233 and encodes 410 amino acids. The transcript has 4 exons. Lineage: Eukaryota; Fungi; Basidiomycota; Tremellomycetes; Tremellales; Tremellaceae.
AUGUUCACAAAGCUCACUUCGGCAAUAUCCUCAUUCACUUCCAAUGGCCCACUACCAUCAGAUCACCAUGAUCCCUCUCGUGCUCAAAGCUACGUGAAACUCGCCGAGGUUCUUGAGCAACACAAAGUCCCGGUAUCCCACACAGACUGUCUAUCAUGUGAUCAGCCUUGUCCACCUGGCUCCUCCGACCGAGCAGGGAUCGUCAUCAAUGGGGAUGCGGAUGCAUGGGAGAAGAAGAGUUAUGCGGAAUAUGUAUUGGACAAGUAUGGUGAUUUGGGAACACUUCCACAGGGUUUCGAUACGGAUUGGGAGAGUGAAUUAGCUGGUUCUGGUAAAGGUGGAAGAGGUAGGAUUGCAGUGAUCUCCACUGGUCAGAGUGAUUGGGAAAGGGAUCAUUAUACGGACAAAAAACUGCUGUCAUAUCAUGUCAAUAAUUUGUUGAACACUCUACCUGAUUUAAAACCUACCAAGAGUGAUCUCACAUACAUCUCACCAUCUGCCAUGUCACCUCCUGGUCAAAUCACCAAAACAAAAGUCCCAAAUCCUUCCAUUUAUUCUUCCUCAUUAAUCAGCCAGUCAAACGAUCCGGAAGAUCAGUCGGUACUAGUCUUUCCCGAUUGGAAAGUGGUGCAUGAGGUGGAGAACUCGGUGGGCGGUGCAAAGGGGUUAUACGAGGGUGCUCUGGAUGGUUCUCUCGGGCGAGCGGGUAGGGUGUCGAAGAAGGAUGCCGAAAGGCAGAGGAGUUGGGUAUUACCGUAUCGUGCUGUUGUGCUUCUGUGCUCGCAUAAACGACGUGAUAAAAAAUGUCACAUAGCAGCACCUUUACUGCGAUCAGCCCUUCACACCGUUCUGGCGAAAUAUGACAUAUCCGUGGACGAAAGUGGUUCUUCUCUUUGCGCAAUGGAUGACCUCCCAUUGGAAAAAGUUCAAGGUACGGAAGAAGAACGAGAAGAAGAGGUGGCUAGAAGAUUGUCACGGAUAGAAGGUGUACAAGGUGGAGAAGGAGGAGAAGUUGGGAUAUUCAAUAUUAACCAUUUGGGUGGACAUAGAUACGCUGGUGUCAUGUUGAUCUUAUUUCCUUCGGGAGCAUACUUGUCGUACGGUCGGGUGACACCACAAGAGAUACCAAGAGUUGUAGAGGAAACUAUAUUACAAGGGAAGGUUGUCCCUGGGUUAUUGAGGAAUGCCGUGGGUGUACAGAGAGAAGAUGGGAAGAGUUUUUUGGGGUGGUGA